GUUGGACUAGUCCAAGAUCAGCUGAUGCCCAGAUGAUCCAACAUGGCGACGAAAAUGGAUGUGGACGAAGACGUCGGUCCCGCGCCCCCUGACCUGAACCGGCUUUAUGACCUUGACUCGUACUUGAAACCCUUUGACAAGGAAAUCAAAAGGAGGUACAAAUGCUUUGUGGAAGUGCUAGAGCAUAUAAACCAACACGAAGGAGGGCUGGAGAAGUUCAGCCGUGGGUACGAGAACUUUGGGAUCCAUGUGACGGAGGACGGAGGGCUGGUGAUGCGAGAGUGGGCACCUGGAGCAGUAGAACUCUAUCUCAUGGGGGACUUCAAUGGAUGGAACAAAACAUCCCACUCCUUUGAAAAGAAGCCCUUUGGAAAAUGGGAACUGGUUCUUCCACCAAAGGAUGAUGGGAGUUGUCCUCUAGACCAUCUGUCUAAGUACAAGCUUGUUGUGAAGGACAAAAAUGGUCAUCUACUGGAGCGGAUCUGUCCCUGGGCCAAGUACACCAUUCCAUCUAAUGAGACAAAGAUCUACGAAGCGAUGUUUUGGAACCCGCCAGAGAAAUACGUGUUUCAGCAGUCCCGCCCAGCGACCCCCCGCAGCCUGAGAAUAUACGAGUCUCAUGUUGGGAUCUCAUCAUGGGAGGGCAAGGUUGCAGACUACAAGCACUUUGCGUAUAAUGUCAUUCCAAGGAUCAAGAAACAAGGUUACAACUGUAUCCAGAUGAUGGCAAUAAUGGAGCAUGCCUACUAUGCCAGCUUUGGUUACCAGAUUACCAGUUUCUUUGCUGCCUCCAGUCGUUAUGGUCCUCCAGACGACCUGAAACUUCUCAUCGACACGGCACACAAAGAGGGGAUAACAGUCCUGCUGGAUGUGGUCCAUAGCCAUGCUUCCAAGAACGUUCUGGAUGGUCUGAACCAGUUCGAUGGAACCAACGCCUGCUUCUUCCACGCAGGCAGCCGAGGAAAUCAUGACUUGUGGGACAGCAGAUGUUUUGACUACACCAACUGGGAAGUGCUUCGCUUCUUGUUGUCCAACCUAAGAUGGUGGAUGGAGGAAUACCAGUUUGAUGGGUUCCGGUUUGAUGGCGUCACCUCCAUGUUGUACCACAGUCACGGGAUCGCGCACGGCUUCUCUGGAGGUCUGGGGGAAUAUUUCGGCCUCCCUACAGACUCAGAAUCCCUCACGUACCUAACAUUGGCCAAUCACAUGCUGCAUGAGCUAUACCCAAACUGCAUCACCAUAGCAGAGGAUGUUUCGGGGAUGCCAGCUCUUUGCAGACCUGUGUCAGAGGGAGGAAAUGGCUUUGACUAUCGCUUGGGGAUGGCAAUUCCAGAUAAAUGGAUCAAGAUCUUGAAAGAGUACAAGGAUGAAGACUGGAAUAUAGGAGACAUUGUUCACACCCUGAUCAAUCGCAGACAUGGAGAGAAGACAAUAGCUUAUGCUGAGAGCCAUGACCAGGCAUUGGUGGGAGACAAGACACUGGCAUUCUGGCUCAUGGAUGCUGAGAUGUACACCAACAUGUCAUGUAGCUCAGAGAUGACUGUUACAGUGGAUAGAGGACUAGCCCUACAUAAGAUGAUCCGCCUCAUCACACAUGGUCUUGGAGGCGAGGGGUGGCUCAAUUUCAUUGGGAAUGAGUUUGGGCACCCUGAAUGGCUGGACUUUCCUCGAGUGGGAAACAACAGCAGUUUCCACUACGCCCGCCGGCAGUGGAACCUGGUCGAUGACGACCUCCUUCGCUACAAAUUCCUCAACAACUUUGACCGUGACAUGAACCUGACUGAGAACCAUUUUGGGUGGCUGGCUGAUAAACAGGCUUAUGUAAGCAGUAAGCAUGAGGGUGACAAGGUGGUCGUGUUUGAGCGAGGAGGCUGUGUGUUUGUCUUCAACUUCCACACCCACCAGAGCUACACAGGCUACAGAAUCGGAUGUGACGUCCCUGGAAAGUACAAGAUAGUCCUGGACACUGAUGACCCGGCAUAUGGUGGACAUAGCCGCCUGGACCACACCACAGAGUUCUUCACAGAACCCAUUGAACAUGACAAGAGGGCCAAUUCAAUACAGGUGUAUAUGCCAGCACGUACAGGCUUCAUUCUGGCAAAACAAGAUGACUAAAA
This is a messenger RNA of Branchiostoma floridae (Florida lancelet), 2117 nucleotides long. Its product is annotated as 1,4-alpha-glucan-branching enzyme-like. The record is from RefSeq and is a predicted model, not a curated record. NCBI's taxonomy places the organism in Eukaryota, Metazoa, Chordata, Leptocardii, Amphioxiformes, Branchiostomatidae. Gene Ontology annotation, biological process: glycogen biosynthetic process. Gene Ontology annotation, cellular component: cytoplasm. The coding region runs from base 43 to 2115 and encodes 690 amino acids. The transcript has 14 exons. Gene Ontology annotation, molecular function: 1,4-alpha-glucan branching enzyme activity; cation binding; hydrolase activity, hydrolyzing O-glycosyl compounds.